Messenger RNA from Toxotes jaculatrix (banded archerfish), 4473 nucleotides. It is a transcript of the gene hps3, whose product is annotated as HPS3 biogenesis of lysosomal organelles complex 2 subunit 1. The coding region runs from base 263 to 3406 and encodes 1047 amino acids. The record is from RefSeq and is a predicted model, not a curated record. Gene Ontology annotation, biological process: organelle organization. NCBI's taxonomy places the organism in Eukaryota, Metazoa, Chordata, Actinopteri, Toxotidae. The transcript has 24 exons. Gene Ontology annotation, cellular component: cytoplasm.
GUUGACUUCCUGCGUUACAGCGUGAGAUCAAUAAAGUGCAGCAGUGAAGUAGGAAGAGAGGAAAAACCGGCAGUAAAGAAGUAGUGUUAGAAAGGCAUCCUGCCGGUUGAAGCCUCCAAGAUACACACAUAAAUCGAAGGAGGAGUUUGUGGAUUUUGCAAUAUCAUAGCACCAUCAAAAGAAGAGGAAGCGGCAGUCGAAUGCUGAUAAUCAUUUCCACCCUGUCCUGAAUUGACUGAACUUUCCAAGAAGCAGCACAAACAUGGUGCACGUGUACAACUGCCAUCCAUUCGCCUCACAGCAGAUAGUGCAGGUAGAGCAGGAGCCUGGAUUGGUCUGUUGUGGAGGUGGAGCCCUGUUCGUGGUGGCUACUGGAGGAUGCAAGGUGGAAGCGUACAGUCUGGAGCAGGAGGGCUGCCCUCUCAUCUGCCGCUUUGCCACCAUGGGCACUGUGAGGAGCAUCCAGCACAGCAAGAUAGGAGACUACCUCGUGACCAUUGAGGAAAAGAACAGCGCCACCUACCUGAGAGCCUACACCAACUGGCGAUACCAGGCCGAAGAGAAAGCCCGUGUCGGGGUGCGUUUGUUGGGCCACCUCCUGCGUGGGGCAUCUGUGCGGGGCGGAGUACAGAUGGAGAUCAUUGAGAUCCCUCUGUCGGAGCAUCCUGUUGCUGUGGCGUGUUGCUCAGUAACAGGAGACCUGCUGGUCGGCUGCGAGAACACUCUGGUGCUGUUUACUUUAAGGCGACAGAACCAGCAGAACCUGCAGAAUCAGAGUCAGCAGAACCUUCAGAGCACCUCGCCGAACACUCAGCAGAGCUCCAGUCAGAAUCAAGGUCAGACCUCAACUUCAAACCAGGAUUUUUCCAUCCUGGACUUUGAACGCUCAGUCAUUGUGCAUAUUCCAAAAAUGACACCUAAGCAGGUGGCGCUGUGUGUAGGAUAUGUAGCAGUGCAGACAGAGCUAGAGGCGCUUGUCCUGAAACUGGAUGCAUCUUCUGAACAUAAAACCCUGGACUCAUCAACAGACACGCAUAAGAGCGCAGUUCAUCUAGAAGAGCAGACUGACUUCCUGUUCGUUCCGAGGCACCAGGAGUUGCUCGGUGAUCGAGCUAAAGAGUGUGACAUCCCUGUCAGCAUUGAAAAGACUGGGCUGGAGGACAAAGGACAAUACACACUGUCAUAUGUUCUUUUCAGGCGUUUUAGUCCAGAGUUUUUUCAGGGCUGCAGUAUGGAGGAGAUGCAGCUCCACUCCCUGCAGCUCUACCCACUUUUCACUAGCAACCAGUCAGUGUCUAAAGAAGAACCAGCGUGUGUGUUCUGUUUCUUCUCCCUCCCCACUGCCGGCUACCUGUACAGUCUGAAAGGUGGAGUCGAGCUGAUCUCAGCCUAUCAGUAUCCAGAGAAGGUCCUGGAGGCGGUGCUAACAGACCAUCUGCUGCACGUCAUAACAAAGAGUGCGUUGCAGUGUUUCACAGUGCGCUGUGCAGCGUUAGCAACCAGGAUCGAAGACCCCUACAUCGAUACCACCAUGAAGGCUUGUCCACCCUGCAGCCUCGAGGUUUGUGCGCUCAGGAUGCAGCUGUUUAUCGGUCUGCGCUCGUUGUGUGUCUACGGCCGCCAUGUUAUCCUGCUCUCCACUGCAGACACGGAGACACCAGAGGAGACUGAACGUAGCACACAGCGCAGGGGCCUGAGCAGGAAGUGGACAAUCUCUUCUCCCAAAGAAACCAGCACAGCAGGACAUGGAUGGAACCUGUAUGUGGUCGACACCGUCUCCCCCCUGACUCUCUACCAAGAGAUGGUUGAAUACAGUCAGCACUAUGCGCAGACCAACCCACAGGCCCAAAGCCUUCAACACCUCCUCAGUGAAGCUCACCUCCUCCUCCGCGCCUCCUUACUCCAAAUAUCAGAGCAGCAACAGAACGGUGAGGGCAACCCCAUGAUGUCUCUGGAAAAUACAGACAGACAGUGUGAGAGGCAGACAGCUGUACAGACAGACAGACAAGAACUGGAGGAGGCACUCAGGCAGAACUGUGCACAGCUGGGAGACUGUUUCAGCAGGGCUCAUCAGAAGAACUGCCACCUGGCUUUACCAUACUACAGGAUGUCUGGUCUGUCAGUCACAGAGGUCAUGGUCAGGAACCGCCCGCUUCCCAGCAGCCCUCACUCCUAUGGCCCCGGCUUCCUGUUUUACCUGAAACAUUACCUGUUAGAAGAAACAGAGCAGAGCCUCAGUCAGGAAUCAGCCGAUGAAGUCAUAGACAUUUUUAGCCAAUCAGAUCCCUCAGAGCUCAUCAGUGUGUGUGCCAGCCCGUCCAUGAUAAACAUCAGUCCUGCCCGGACGCUGCAAAUUUUACAGCGUCUGGAGGACACAGCUGGCGUGUCGGUUCCACUGACAAUCACCAUGGCAACCCUGAUGCUGCGUAUGGACGACGUGCCACAGUACACGCAGCUGAUAGACAGACAUGCUGAGAUGCUACUGGUGUAUGGUUUCAUCGAGGAGCCCAGGCUGCUGCUUCACGGUGGAGGUGGAGGCCAGCACACACAUGUCCGUCCCACAGCAUUGACCCAACAGCUGGCAAAAUCUCACCCAGGACUGCUGGUGGCUGGCAUGGUAGCUCUUCAUGAGAACAACAAAGUUCAGCUGGAACAGGCUGAUCACAUAUUCAAGGAGCUAGGCUGUGAGAAUUGCUUACAGGUGGAUUUCUGGGAGGCGAUGCUCAUGGCGUCUUCACAGGAAGCCAUCAUCCAGGAGCUUUUGUUCAGACUGGCUUCUGUCUACAUCGAUCGACUGAUGUACUCAAACUCAGAUACACAUUCCAACCUUCCUAACACAUCAACAAGACGCAGGUCGCUGAAGAGCGCUGAUGAUCUGAUCAACUCCUGUUCCCAUUACGGAGCUCUGUACCCGUGGCUCACUGUUCUCAGUCCAGCUCACACCACCAGUUUCCAGCACCAGGAGUCGUUACACAAACUGCAGUCUCUCCUGUGUGGUCCUUCCUUGUCUAUUGGGUCCGUCCUGCCUCUGUUGGAGCGUCUGUCAGAGGAAACCUUGUGGGGUUUCAGCCUGCACCUUCUUUGCGCCACCAGAAGGGGGCAGUAUGGCAGCAGCAUUGAGAAGUUGCUGGACAGAUGUCCUCAGGCCAUCAUAGCCUACGCCAAUCACCAGUUACAGGACAAAAACAUGGUAUUAUGGUGGCAGAAGCUUCUCCCAGAGCUUUGUAAACGGACGAGAGCUGCUGUAGACAACAGCAUCCUGUUGGCGGCUCUCAAAGAGACGCUGGUGGUGGUUGCCAUGGAGAUGAGCCCCUCAGAGUUCCUGGAGCUUAUACCUGACGACGGCACGGCGGCGUACUUCCUGCCUCACUUGUUGACAUGUAGCCAGAGACACCUGCAGGCCUGAGACACACAAACACAGACGCAUACACAAGGACAAAUGUGUUAGCGCUUCCUGAAUGACACAUUUGUCUUUGUCUGCUGUUGACUGCUGAACUGCUGCGUCGGAACAGUUGGAGGUUCAGUGUUUUACUCAAAGGACAGCUCAAUGACAGUUGAUCGAUAGGAUAAUUCAAUCUGGCAACACUGGAAACAUAAUCCUAGCUUUUUUUUUUUUUAUAAUGGAAAUUCAGUCUGUUUCCGGUUCAUUUCAACAAUAUCGGAAGCCAGAAUUUAAAACUCCGAGGAUAGAUUAAUUUAUUUUUUCAUUUAAAUUUUACAGGAAACUAUUACAGGAUGCUGCUACAGAAAACUCCCAUUGCUUGUAAUAAUAGAAAAAAGUAUAGUGCUAUUGUGGGUGGCAGGCAUCAGGAUAGUGUGGUGUAACACAACUAAUAACACAAAUAAUAACGCAAAUAAUAACAAAUCUUCAAACAGCUGUCAGCGAAAACUUUUCUCAAUACUCACAAGUUGAAUGACACACUAAUUGUUAAUCAGAAAAAAAUCUCCUGCUGUCACAGCUACAGAGAAACCUUUCUAAAUAUGGUUCAUAGGUGUUGGUAGAUGGCUUCAUCAGUGUCAUCAUUCUUUUUUAUUUAUUAAUCUUUAACCCUAUUGCUUUAUUUUUAGAGUUUAAAUUCCUGUAGUUCCAAGACCAGGAAGUGAGUUUUGAGCACUUUUGAGCAGUGGGUUGGCUCAGAUUUCAUAUGUUUUUAGAUCAUUACAUGCAGAGGUCUGUGGUGGGGAAAAAAGCUUUUAGAACUUUAUGUCUUGUUGUAUUAUUUAUGUUUUUUGAUUGAAAGAAAACAACCUUGAAAUGUUCUACUUAGAGACAUAACUACAGCCUAAGUACAAAGACAUCUGAUUAGAUUGACAGUAAAUAUCUCAACAGAUACCUGUCAGCUUUUCUUUCUGUUUCAAUGUUGUGUUCACAGUUGAAUGAAAAUGUUUUAUCUCUGUGAUGUGAGAUUUCAUUCGGGAAGGUGGAAAAAUGUGUUUCCUCCUCUAAAGAAAAAUCUUUCAUUUGUGCUUUUC